Messenger RNA from Poecilia latipinna (sailfin molly), 464 nucleotides. Its product is annotated as excitatory amino acid transporter 3-like. Gene Ontology annotation, biological process: L-glutamate transmembrane transport. The record is from RefSeq and is a predicted model, not a curated record. Gene Ontology annotation, cellular component: plasma membrane. Lineage: Eukaryota; Metazoa; Chordata; Actinopteri; Cyprinodontiformes; Poeciliidae. Gene Ontology annotation, molecular function: glutamate:sodium symporter activity; L-cysteine transmembrane transporter activity; L-glutamate transmembrane transporter activity. The transcript has 2 exons. Bases 213 to 464 code for a protein of 83 amino acids.
GGGGCAGUUCCUCCCUCACAGCGCCAUCAGUAGACCGCCGCCUCCUCUGCUAUAGCAACACUGCUCCUUCACCAUCUUCCUCCUCCUCUUCCUCCUCUUCUGCCGUCUGUGCUGUUGAUCGCCAAUCUGCAGGAGUAUCCACAGGAGUCAUUCCUUCCUCUUCACAUUUUUUCCUUCCUUGAUUUUGGGCGAAAUCUGGGAGAAUCGUGGAGAUGAUGGGCAUCAAGGAGCGACGUGCAGUGAACGUGAAAGGCUUACUGAGGAGGAACUGGCUGCUUAUUGCGACGGUUCUGUCGGUGCUGAUCGGUAUCAGUUUGGGCAUUGUGGUGAGGGAGUAUGCGACCCUCUCCCAUCUCCAUAAGCAGUAUUUCGGCUUCCCAGGAGAGAUCCUGAUGCGAAUGCUGAAACUGGUCAUCCUUCCACUCAUCAUUUCAAGUAUGAUCACAGGUAAACUGACAGUGUGA